CACACAUGGUGAACUGAAAAUCCAUAGAAGAGAAAUUAGGUCUCAUUUAGGCCUAAAUCCGAAUCGAGAAACCAAUUCAAGCAGAGAGAUGAAAGGGAAGAACAGUUGUGGGACCUGCUGUUGCUGAUCCAAGAUUCAGUUGCCGUCACUGCUAGCCAACGGCUAAACGCUCGUCUGCCAACGGUUGAGAGCAUCCUGACAGCAACAAGGAAGAGAACGAGAAGAUGGUGUUGCUGUCAUCGUUUGUGAGUGAAACAUCAACAAAGGAAAGGGGAUCUGGAGCUGUUAUUUAAAUGGGUUUCUGAUGGGUUAUACUCGAAUUCAAGAGAGCUGAGAAGGAAAGCCUUGUUUCAUUAUCUCUUUGCUCUGUCCAUGUGCUAUUGUUGUGAUUGAAAGGCGCAGAUUGAUGAAGAUUUAAAGUCUUUGAUGGAAUGAUGAUAUGGGUUUGUGUUUAAUUGAAAUUACAGGGAAUUUGAGCACUGAGCACAUGUGAUAGAGUUAUCUCUGUCACCAUUUCAGAAUACACACAGCAGGUGUUUGAUAAACAGCCUGAGAGAGCAGUUCUGCACCAACUUCUUUUUGUUGGUUGCUGAUUGAACUGAUGUGUGCUGGUGGUUCUCGACAGUUUGGAGAUGCUCUGAAGAUCAAGGAGAUGGCAUUGCAGAUUGAGCUGAGUUUUAACAGUUGGUAAGAAAGGAAGAGCAAGGAGAUGUGGCUGUAUUCUAGUGGUUUUCAGCUGGAGUUCAGGGCUGAAUUGGUCUCGAUUAGGAGCUGACUUUGCUUGGAGGAUUUGGGUAUGAGCUGAACUCGCUAAUGGGGGCAAAGUGGUUUGAGUUUUGGCGGAGUUCUAAGCUUGUAUUGCUGCUGGGAAAUCAUGUCUUGGCAGUAGAAGAGAGACGAACCAAGUGCAGUUGGCAGGAUCCUGAGUCGAGCAUAAGCGGGAAGCUGGUGAUGAUGCUGCAUCACUGAAUUCUUUAGCAGAAUGGUAAUGAUAGGUGGUCUGUUUUACAGGAUUAUGAACUGAGUUCUUAUGGAUGCUGUAAUGGCUUGAACGCUUGAACUGGUGAUGUUCUGUGUCAUGUUCUUGAGCUUGAUUUCAGCUGGAAAAUCAGUGAAGUAAGGUGUAUAUGGCAGUUGUUAAGCUGCUGAGAAGAUUGGUAGAGUGUGAGCCAUGAAAGUAGCCGAGAGUACCAGCUGUUACCAAUAAUUUUAGGUGGUCUGGAGAGAUGAGUUAACUUGAAUCUGUUGGGGUUCUCAGUUUGUUUUGAUGCCAGAAAAAUUCUGAGCUGGUUAGCCGUGGCUAGAAUAGUUGUCUGCAGUUCGUGGUUGUGAGGUUCAGGUGGAGUUAUUGGCUACGAGAAAGAAGGGAAGAAACCACCAGUUUGAUCCAGGUUUGGUGCAGUGGCUAACCAAGGUUCAGGGGCUGAGUACAAGGCGUGUCUGGCAAUAGCAGUGGCUGACCAGUAGGGUGAGUUAACUUGGGUACCAAUUUAUCUCCUUUUUGGAAGGAGUUUCUUGCCGUGAAAACAACCAAGAAGAGGUGACUUUGGCGAGAGUUUUGGGAGUUGAAUGGCUGAGAUUGAAGGCUUACAGGGGUUGUGUAUGUUUAGGAUUAUUGGGUGUUGAUCAGGUCACAAAUUUCCAGGGACAGAAAAGCUAUAUAAGGAGGCGCAGAAAUACAAAGAAACCUACCUCUUUACCACCAGUUUAGUGCCUGCAACCUGCUUGGGAGAAGUUCUGAAAGUAAAGCUACACAGAAGCAUCAACCUGAACCUGUUUUCUGAAGCUGCUGAAUACCUCCACAGUGGUACAUUAUGCAGGGAGCUUUGUGUUGAUAAUUUUGCGAAAACUUCUCACCAAAUCAUUGUCUUCGACAAUUGAGAAUGCAACCAUGCUUGAAUUUUGAAUUGAGAAUUUAGGAGAAGAAGAAUAGAAUGAAACUUCACAAGUUUGGGGUGGGGAUUUUGAGUUCAUGUGUUGAGUUUAUAUAGAGAGGAGAAGUAAUCUGAGUUUGGGCUGAAAAUGUAGCCGUUAGACAAAGCGUUGAACCAAACAGCGCUUUGCCUAACAGCCGCAAGAUCAAAUUGACCGUUGAAUCUCAACGGUAGGGAAGGCAGCGAUGUACCGUUCAGCGCUUGGGCGAUGCACCAUUCAGCGCUGAGCAAUCUCAUCCAUCAAAUCAAAUAUGACCGUUGAAUCUCAACGGUUCUAAUUUAGUGGACGUUUGAAACCUCAACAACUAUAUUUUCAGGCUACUCUAUAAAUGGAGAACUGCUUCUCCAUUAUCCCUCACACCAAAAUCAAUUGAUUAUCUUCUUCAUUGAUUUUCUUCUUCUUCACAUAAUUUUGUGUAUACAAAAUUAUGACACACUUUACUACAAUUGAAGAUGAGGCACUAAUUUAUGGUUGGGUUAUAACAAGCGACGAACCGAUUCAUGGAAAAGAUAAAAAAAAAAGGUGCGGUAUUUUGGAGAAAGAUUAUUGAAGAGUACGAUAAAAUAAAAGGCACUAAUGGUACCACAAGAGAUAAAAAGUCAUUGCAAACAAGGUGCAAUACAUUGAGAACCGAAGUGAAAAGAUAUCUCUCACAUGUUAGGCCCUACUUCCGAAACAAACCUUCGGGGUUAGGUGAACAAGAUUAUUAUUGUCUUGGACAACAUAAUUAUGAAGCAGAGGUUGGAAGACAGCGGAAGACGAAUUUGGAAUCAGUUUUCCAGAUCCUGAAGACCUAUCAACCCGACUACAACCCAGUGAUGAAUAAUGAUGAUGGAGCUGGUACUUCCACCCAACCUACUCAACAGACUCAAGCUACUCAAGAAAAUGAAGCUGAUAAUAUGGAUGAAGAUUUGGAAAAUAUGGCAAGGUUUGGUAGCUCCUCAUCUACUCAUAAUUCUGAAACUUCGGACAUAUCUCGUAGAAGACGCUAUUUCGAACAAACAGAUGACGUUAGAAGUGGAGGGAGAGAUCAAGCAAAGAAAAGGGAUCGUGAGGUUAAAGCAUCGCAGAAAGCAUAUGAAAAAAAUGGAUAAACUCAUCAAACUUCUUGAAACCGCACAAGCACAAAGGGAGGCCAAGUAUGAAACAGAGGAAGAGUACUUGAAGAAGAACAUGGAAAACUCUACAAUCUUGGCACAAACACAACAAAGAGAAUCGGACAUGAAGAUUCUACGCCAAAACUUGGAUGAAUUACAGGAUUGGGAGAAACCCCUCUACAAAAUAUGGAAGAACGAGAUUUUGGCGCAUCAUGGAUUGCUGCUUAUCCCCUA
Papaver somniferum (opium poppy) is the source of this 3266-nucleotide messenger RNA. RefSeq lists its product as uncharacterized. The record is from RefSeq and is a predicted model, not a curated record. The transcript has 3 exons. Bases 2436 to 3029 code for a protein of 197 amino acids. NCBI's taxonomy places the organism in Eukaryota, Viridiplantae, Streptophyta, Magnoliopsida, Ranunculales, Papaveraceae.